Molecule: messenger RNA, 927 nt
Organism: Brachypodium distachyon (stiff brome)
Lineage: Eukaryota; Viridiplantae; Streptophyta; Magnoliopsida; Poales; Poaceae
Exons: 2
Coding region: 228-677 (149 amino acids)
Source: RefSeq, a predicted model, not a curated record
GUUAAUGUAUUUCCACUUGAGAAAAUAAAGGAAAGAAGAAGGUAAGGGGAUAAAUAAGUACUGUAAAAAAAAAGAAGGCAAGGGGAUAAAGGCACGGUGGGCCAUCUCUGUCAGUGGCUACUGAGUCCUCAAAUCGCAAAUCAAGGAGAAGGGGAUCAAAUCCGCACACCAUUUCCUUUGUCUUUGUGUAUGUGUAAGCUCAAUCAAUCAUUCGCCUCGACGCCGACAUGGCCGCCCACGGCAAGCCCAAGCCCAAGCCGCCCGGUGCCCCCGCGACGCCGCCGCCGCCGCCGCCAUCGGCGGAGGCGAGGAAGAGCUUCAUGCGCCGGAUGUUCCCCUUCCUCCUCGCCGCCAACCUCUUCGUCGGGGCUUACGUGGUCGUGAGGACCUACUAUAAGGACUCAGGGAAGAAAGAUGCUCAGGCUGAUCAUCCUGUCGCUGCUACCGUCUCGACGCCGUCUGCUACAGCUGCUGACAAGUCCCCGGAAUCUGCUGCUGCUGCACCCAGUAAGGUGUUCCCGCCGAUACCUCAAGACGAGCAGCGCCAGCUCUACAGAUGGAUGCUGGAAGAGAAGCGGAAGGUCAGGCCGCGCGACGCGGCGGAGAAGAAGAAGCUCGACGAGGAGAAGGCCCUUCUCAAGGAGAUCAUCCGGGCAGAAUCCUUCCCAAGCCUGUGAAUGCCGACCUCGCCGAUCGUUGCUUGAAUCUGUCGUGUCUCUUAUUGUUUCCCUGGGAAUGGCUUGCACCUGUGAUUGGCUUGUUGACGUGUGCCUCCAUGAUGUGAUCUCUCAUGUCCAAAGGUGUUGUUUUCUAUGAUGCAAAACUAGUCUUGCCUUAAUUGGUUCUAGAGAUUCUUCAAGAAAAGGGAUUUUUCGUGUGGGUUUGUCUCGUUUAAGUUUAAACAACAGCAGGGAUUUUCGUUUCUGA